CGACUGUUCAGUCGAGUGAAGAACGCUAAAGAACGCCGAACGCAGCGCAGCUCAGCACAGCACUGGAAUAAUCACAGAACGAGUGUGAGAGAGAGGGAAAGAGUGAAAGUGACCAAAAAGUCAAAACAAUAAUCAAUAAUCAAAGACUUUGAUAAGUGAGGAUGAGGAACCUUUAUUGGGUAUCUCUAUGUUUCAUGUGGAUUGCGGGCAGUUCGGCUGCCGUGCCUGUCAUCACGCAAAUCAGCAAGGAUGUGGUGGCCAGUGUGGGGGACAGUGUGGAAUUCAAUUGCACUGUGGAGCACGUGGGCCAGUUGUCUGUGAGCUGGGCCAAGCGGAGCAGUGAAUCGGAUACCAAUUCGGUGGUCUUGUCCAUGAGGAACAUAUUGAGUUUGCCCGAUCAGCGCUAUAAUGUCACCGUAAUUGAAGAUCCCAAGACGGGCAGUGCUGUGUACACGUUCAGAAUACGAAAGAUCGAGGCCAGUGAUAUGGGACCCUAUGAGUGCCAAGUGAUUGUCUCGGCCACGGAAAAGGUCACCAAGAAGUUGAAUUUACAAAUUAAAACCCCGCCAGUGAUCUCAGAGUCAACGGCAAAAACCACUCUAGUGACAGAGGGACAGAAUCUGGAGUUGACUUGCCAUGCCAAUGGUUUCCCCAAGCCGACCAUCUCCUGGGCCCGGGAAAAUAAUGCCAUUAUGCCAGCGGGUGGUCAUCUGCUUGCGGAGCCGACGCUGCGCAUCAAGACGGUGCAUCGUAUGGAUCGCGGUGGUUACUUCUGCAUUGCCCAGAAUGGUGAGGGUCAGCCAGAUCGACGCUUGAUACGCGUAGAAGUGGAGUUCAGACCCCAGAUAGCAGUUCAAAGACCCAAAAUAGCUCAAAUGAUCUCCCAUGCAGUGGAAUUGGAAUGCUCUGUCCAGGGAUAUCCUGCUCCCACUGUUGUCUGGCAUCGGAAUGGAGUCCAAUUGCAAUCGAGCCGCUACUACGAGAUUGCCAACACGGCCUCCUCCUUUGAGACGACUACAUCGGUGCUGCGUAUUGCCAGCGUUUCGGAUGAGGAUUUCGGGGAUUACUUCUGCAAUGCCACCAACAAGCUGGGUCAUGCCGAUGCCCGACUGCACCUCUAUCAGACUGUCAUUCCUGUGCCCACAUUGUCGUAGAUACACUCACACAAACAAAGAACCACACACAAACACACAAAAGACUUGAUCAUCAGUUUUACUUUACUUUAAUUUUUCGGCAAUUUUGUUGGUGUCUCCGGAUGCUGCCGUUUUAAUGAUUCAUUCAAUUAAGUCUCAUAUAAUUUUUGAUUCACUUGUUGUAUAGCAUAAUCUCCAUCCAGACUGUCUUGUGCCUUAAGAAUUCGCUGUGUAUACCAGAGAAGAAAAUACAUAUAUAUAAUACAUAUCUACUA
Molecule: messenger RNA, 1408 nt
Organism: Drosophila willistoni
Lineage: Eukaryota; Metazoa; Arthropoda; Insecta; Diptera; Drosophilidae
Gene: Ama
Product: protein amalgam
Exons: 1
Coding region: 162-1154 (330 amino acids)
Cellular component (GO): neuron projection
Source: RefSeq, a predicted model, not a curated record